GACUGUCAGGAUUGCAUUUCGCUGCCAGUGUGCACAGACGGGGAAUAUUAUGGAAGCUGAGGACCUGAGUUAGGCCAAGAUGUGACCACGAGGGCUUGUGGUGGUCUGGAACUAGCCUCCCGUAAAAUAUAAAUUGAUUCCUUUGAUUUCACCUCAAAGUCAAGAUUCUUUCCCCCUGAAAACCAUAAUCUCACAACAAUGCACUCCUCCUCCCGGCCUUCCGUUCCUGCAAGGCCUCGUCGCUUUGAAACCAACAGACAGGCAGAACCAAAGACACAUGGUCCAGGUGCCAGGAGGGAAGACAAAAAUAUGAACACUUCACUCAACACAGCGACCUCUUCCACCCGUCGGGUUACUCGAGGUCCCCCUGAGUCUUCCAGGUUCCGUUCGGGAGCCCAAGCUGCCCGUAACACUGCAGUCAAACCUACAGUAGCCCGGCAACAGAAAAACACAACUCAGUCAAGUGCAGCCAAUCCAAAGCCGAAGAGCAGACAGGCUGUGUCCAACUUGCCUCCUGUUGUGACCGACCCGAACUGCAACGAGCCAAGCCUGCCUUGCCUGUGCUGUGAUGGUCGUUCACCGCAGGACAGCAACAGCCUCUUCAAUCACAACCACAACAACAACAACACCAUCACCAUGAGACAGCAGCUGCAGCUGCAGCAGCCCUCCAUACCCCGCAAAGAGGAGGAAGACUGGCAGCGCAAGCCAGUGGUGGAGAACAAGGCCGAGACCAAGCCAGAUCGCACUGCAGAGAAAGCAAAAGAGGCAGCGAAAGGCUCAAAAGGCCCGGUCUCUCAGGUUGAUAAAAAGAAGGAAGAAAACUUAGCGGUAGAAGACAAAGAAAGGGUGGGAGAAGAAGACUCUGAUAUUGAAGUCGCCGUUUCCCCAGGUGUAGAUCCCAAUGGAAACGACCAGGUGGCAGUGGGAGAAGAAGAUGAUGGAGACGAUGAUGAUGACGACACUCUCGUGCCGUCCUGUUGUGACUGUCCAGCGUCCAUGCUGGAGUUCUCGUUGACCUCCUCCACCUCCUCCUCCUCCACCUCCAUAAGUAGCUGCUCUGAUCUGGAGCUGGACUGUCCUGACACAUACUCACUGUCAUCUCAAGACCAGGACGUCCCAGAGCGGUACCCAUCAGCACGUUCUCCCGUUGCCCAGUCUCAUAUCCUGCCACUCGACCCUAAUGUCCCCUCGGGUCAUCCUAUGUCCCCGUGCUCCCCGGAUGAAGGUUACCCAUCUGCUCCAUGCUCUCCUUCAUCCGAUUUUGCAGACUGCAAAGAGGAAACAGAGGAAUUUGGCACAAAGCCUGGCCUUCUAAACUUUUUGGAUUCCAUGGAUGAACUUGGGAAAAUGGAUCGGUUCUAUCACGUUGUGCAAGUGGUGUGUUGGGAGCUGGAUGACGAAAUGGGCCUGAGAGAUCGCCUGGACCACCUGUACAGACUCGAGAAGGUGAACCGGCAGGUGAAACUGUUCCAUCUAGCGAAGCUUCAAGAAGCAGGACUGGACCUGGAAGAUGAGGACAUCUCUGAUGUCUUGGACGAGAUGGGGAACAUCGACAUUCCCUGGAAGCUGUACAAAGGCGAUAGCUCAUGCGACUCCCAGGAAUUUUCCGAUGCUGGAGUGGACGUCAGUGGCCCCUCGGAUUUGGAUGAGCCAGCGGUCCCAGACUCUCUGGGCUCCUCGCCUGUGGAGCCGCCUCCUCGUCCGCCCAAGCCUCCAGUGAGACAUGUGAGUGCCCAACCUGAGACUCACACAUACAUAAACAUUGAGCAGAGCUCGCCGGUAGUAUCCUCCAGCCCCUCCCCAACAUCUAGUGCUGUCAGCUCAUCAUCUCCUUCCUCACAUUUGAUCAAGAAACCUAUUCCCGAUCCUCCACCCCUCCCGCCUCCCCCCUCUCAGGCCAUAUCCUACUUCACCCUCUACUCAGCCAGCCCCUGUGCCCCCUCUCCCACACCCCCCAUCCCUCCCCCCAGGACCCGUCACCUUGCCCGUCGGGAGGCGCUCAGGUGCGCCCAGCUUCAGGCCGAGCAGUCGCCCAUGUCUCUCCCGCCCCCCACUUCCAAACCCCCUCCUCUCCCUCCUCCUCCAGCCCUACCCUCUCCACCCAAAACCCCCCCGCCGCCACCAUCACUGCCUCCACCACCUUCCUUCCACGCCCUGGACGUGGAGAUCCAGAAGCUGCUGGCGCUGGCUGGUCUCACCCAGGCGGAGUUGCUGAAGCUGAGCCCGGAGCUGGGCGUCUGCGUCGACUAUCUCGGGGUGGAAAAAACGUGA
This is a messenger RNA of Sardina pilchardus (European sardine), 2271 nucleotides long. RefSeq names its product histone-lysine N-methyltransferase SETD1B-like. The transcript has 3 exons. NCBI's taxonomy places the organism in Eukaryota, Metazoa, Chordata, Actinopteri, Clupeiformes, Clupeidae. The coding region runs from base 199 to 2271 and encodes 690 amino acids. Gene Ontology annotation, cellular component: cytoplasmic vesicle. The record is from RefSeq and is a predicted model, not a curated record.